CAGUUCAGGCCACACGUGGCACAACAAACCCAGCUCGCCGGCCGUGUCACGCGCCCGCUCCCCCAUAUUCCUCCGCUACCGACCCCGUCAGCGUCGCUCGCGGGGUCCGGGGAGGAGGGGGACGAUCUUCUCCUCCUGCAGGGCCACUUCCGAGGGAAGAGCAGCAGCGGGGGCCGGCCAGGCGGAGGGAUAUGGGGGCCGUCCGGGUGAAAGGGUUUUGGCGCGCCGGACGCAGGGGCUUGUGGGCUCGGCCCACGGAGCCGCUAGGGGCUGCAGCAGAGCCGCCAUGUCCCAGGAGGAGCCCCCAGCCGGGGAGGCCGAGGGCUCGGCCCAUGCCGCCAUCGACCGCCUCUGCCAGGACCUCAACCUGGACGCGGCCAGCGCCGCUGAGGCGCUGCGAGACUUCACGGCGCUGCGUGGCACGUACAGCCUGGAGGGAGAAGUGGUGCAUUGGUUGGCUUGUGCUCUGUAUGUUGCUUGUCGUAAAAGCAUACUUCCCACGGUUGGAAGUGGCCUUAUGGAAGGAAACUGCGUUUCACUGACUAGGAUACUACGGUCAGCCAAACUAAGUUUAAUUCAGUUUUUUAGUAAAAUGAAAAAGUGGAUGGACAUGUCACACCUGCCGCAGGAAUUUCGGGAGCGAAUGGAGAGGCUGGAGAGAAACUUUGAAGUAUCGACUGUGAUUUUCAGAAAGUUUGAACCAAUAUUUUUGGAUGUAUUUCAAAACCCUUAUGAAGAAACACCUAAACCACAAAGGAGCAGAAAACAGAGAAGGAAGUGCAGUGUUAAAGAACUGUUCAACUUCUGCUGGACACUCUUUGUUUACACCAAGGGGAAUUUCUGUAUGAUUGGAGAUGAUUUAGUAAAUUCCUAUCAUUUGCUUCUGUGCUGCUUGGACCUGAUUUUUGCAAAUGCCCUUUUGUACCCAGAUAGGAGAGAGUUGUUAAAUCCAUCAUUCAAAGGUUUACCAGCAGACUUUCACACUGAUGAAGUCAAGGCCUCUGAAGAGCCUCCUUGCAUCAUUGCCACACUUUGUGAACUUCAUGAUGGACUUAUGGUAGAAGCCAAAGGAAUAAAGGAACACUACUUUAAACCCUACAUUUCAAAGCUCUUUGAUAGGAAGAUUUUAAAAGGAGACUGCCUCUUGGAUUUUUGCAGCUUUGCAGAUAACAACAAAGCAUUGAAUAAGGAGUAUGAAGAGUAUGUUUUAUCAGUGGGUGACUUUGAUGAGAGGGUUUUCUUAGGAGCAGAUGCAGAAGAAGAAAUUGGAACUCCCCGAAAGUUUGCUGCUGACAUGCCAGUGGGGAAAACAACAACAAGAGCUCACGUGGAGUGUCAUCUUCAGCAGCAUUUUGAAAAGAAAAGAUCAUUUGCACCUUCUACACCACUGACAGGAAGGAGAUACCUGAGAGAGAAGGAAGCAGUAAUCACUCCUGUUGCUUCAGCAACACAAAGUGUGAGCCGGUUACAGAGCAUUGUGGCUGGGUUGAAAAAUGCACCAAGUGAACAGCUUAUAGCUAUCUUCGAGUCUUGUGUACGCAACCCUAUGGAAAGCAUCAUGAAUCGAGUUAAAGACAUAGGUGAGGCUUUCUGUCGGAGUUAUACUCAGUCAACAGAUGACCAGCCAGGAUCUCACAUAGAUUUUGCUAUUAACAGACUAAAACUGGCAGAGAUUUUGUAUUACAAAAUUUUGGAGACGAUAGUGGUACAAGAAACACGAAGAUUGCAUGGGAAGGACAUGACAGCUCUCUUGGAGCAAGAUAUUUUCCAUCGUUCCCUGAUGGCAUGUUGUUUGGAGAUUGUGCUAUUCGCAUAUAGCUCACUUCGAACUUUCCCUUGGAUUAUUGAGGUUCUUGAUCUCCGACCAUUCUAUUUUUAUAAGAAUAAAAGGGCUUCUGGUCUCCUCCCAGAGGAUCUCAUCGUGGAUUGCAUCCUGUAUAAGAACAUGCUACGAUCUCCAGGUGUCCACCCUCCGUCGAACUUAACAGCUCAGUCCACGAGGUCCCAAGAUUCUUCGGCAGCCUUCUUAGUGCAGGUUCCAAUCCAGGACUUAUGCAGAGCGGCGACAUGGUCCUCGGUGCAUACCUUUACAAUACACUAUCCUAUCACGCAGCAGGUGAUUGAAGUAUUGAUUCGGUCUGAGGAAGGACUCUCCAGAGACAUGGUGAAGCACCUCAACAACAUUGAAGAACAGAUUCUGGAGAGUCUAGCCUGGACCAGUGACUCUGCCCUAUGGAAAGCUCUACAAGCCUCAGAAAACAAGGUCCCAACCUGUGAAGAAGUAAUAUACCCAAGUAACUUUGAAGCCAGUAAUGGAGGAAGUGGACUAGGGCACCUCCCUAUGAUGCCAAUAUCGCCUAUUGUGCAUCCCCGAGUGAAAGAGGUUCGCACGGAUCUUGGUGGAAGUUUACGACGGGACAUGCAGCCAUUGUCUCCGAUCUCUGUUCAUGAGCGCUACAGCUCUCCUACAGCUGGAAGCGCUAAGAGAAGGCUCUUUGGCGACGACAGCCCGAAAGACGUGCAGGUAGAAAAGGUUCUCUCUGAAGGAACAAAGUUGAAAAUUGCCCCAGCUUCAAGCGUUGCUGCUGAAAAUGUCUCUCUCUCACCGGGACAGACAAUUUUGACCAUGGCAACAGCUACUGUAACAGGGACAAUGGGACAGAAAGUUACAAUCCCACUGCAUGGUAUUGCAAACGACACUGGAGGGAUCACCUUGAUUCCCAUUUCAGUGAAUUUAUCUCAGCAGUCUAAAGUGGAGAGUCAUGGACAAGUACCUCUCACUGCUGAAGCUUUAAUUGGUGCAUCUCCAAACCAUUCCUGUAUGAAUCAAGCACAGGAAGCACAUCCGUCAGCAGGAAGCAAACCAAAGAAAAUUGGCUCCCUGGCACUGUUUUACAGAAAGGUGUAUCAUUUGGCAAGUGUGCGCUUGCGUGAUUUGUGCUUAAAACUGGAUGUUUCCAUUGAGUUGCGCAGGAAGAUAUGGACAUGUUUUGAGUUCACAUUAGUUCAUUGCACUGAUCUAAUGAAAGACAGACAUUUGGAUCAGCUCCUCCUUUGUGCCUUUUACAUUAUGGCAAAGGUGACCAAAGAGGAAAGAACUUUUCAGGACAUAAUGAAAAGCUACAGAAACCAGCCACAAGCAAACAGCAAUGUUUACAGGAGUGUUUUGUUGAAAAAUAGUCCCAAAGAGGUCACAUCAGAAAAUACAAAUUUAACCCAAGAUGUGGAGAUGACAGGUGGUGACUCUCCUGGGAAAUUGUGUCUUUCACUUGUAAGAUCAACACCAGAGAACUCAAGCGAAUCAGGAAAGGAGGAGAGAGGAGAUCUGAUAAAAUUUUACAAUGCAGUCUAUGUAGGAAGAGUAAAAUCAUUUGCACUCAAGUACGAUGUCACAAACCAGGAUCAUGUAAUGGAAGCGCCUCCACUUUCCCCAUUCCCCUACAUUAAACAGCAGCCAGUGUCUCCUCGGCGGAUAUCCCAGCAACACUCUGUUUAUGUUUCACCACACAAGAAUGGUGCCUGCCUGACGCCUCAGACUGCUCUACUGUACAAGUUUAAUGGGAGCCCUUCUAAGAGUUUGAAGGACAUCAACAAUAUGAUAAAACAAGGUGAACACAGGAGUAAGAAGCGAGCAAUUACAAUUGACAGUGACAGUGAGUCUCCAGCAAAACGACUCUGCCAGGAAAAUGAUGAUGUCUUACUAAAACGUCUUCAGGAUGUUGUCAGUGAAAGAGCAAAUCACUAACAUCUACAAGGGACUGAAGCUCCAGAGUUCAUCACACCUGGGAAACAAUUUUUCCAGUUUUCCAGCUGUGGUGUGUGCAGGCAGUUUACUAAUUAAUGUGUAAAAUUGUACUGUCACCUGACUUCAGUAGGAAUGCAAAAAGGAAGUGUUAAGGACUGAACUGUGGGGAAUUAGAGGCUAUGAUCACAUUAACAUUAUUGCUGUCAGACGUGCUAUGAAUCUAUCUGCUGAUUCGCAUGUUGAAAUGGUUCUUUGAGCCAUGUCAGAUAUUCACCUCUAAUCUUCUAGUUUAGCGGUUCUGCUUUGAGCAUGAGAGCCAGCUCCUAGUUUCAGUGGUUCUGUUUUUGAAAUUGAAUUGACUGGAUGUAGGAAAGCAGCAGGGGCAAUCACUAUACUCAGUGUUUGGGGAAACACCUCAAGUGCCUUUUUGUUUUUACAUGAAAAUUAUAGAAUCUUAUGCAUUACUUUAAUGUGGACAGAUCAGGAGACAACUUGUUUGUUUUACUACAUUAAGGGUUAGAUAAACCCAUCUGUUCUUCAUUCUGCAUUCUAUAUUACGUGAAAAAAGUCACCUUUUAUCAAAGACUUGAUAAUGUGAUUUGAACAGGGUUAAUUUUUGGCUUUUAUAGCUGAGUAUAACUGGUAAAAUGCUAUUCUCCACCUACUUUGAGGAUGUCAACUAAAGUGAAUGUUAUGACAUGGAUUAAAUGUUUCUUAUGGUUUGGGAGAGAAAUCAGCAAGUACAACUGCAGAGGCCUAAACUGAAAGCACACUUAUUCUAGAGUGUUGCGGAGAUGUUUCUGGGAGCCUUUUCUGAAUUCAGCUUCCUCCAGAGCAGUGAAUGCUGCCACUGGAGACAGAUCUGAAGCACUCCUUCCUUCUGCACAUCGCAUCUGCAGCACUAAAUAUUCAUAGAUACUGUAUCUUAACUGAAAAAGGCUAGCGUGUAUCAAUAAUGGUUAAACAGUUCUGGGCUUUGGCCAUCGGUUACUACAGUAGCAAAUGUGUGAUGAUUCAUUUAAUGAACUUAAAAUUUCUUUUCUUUAGGAUUUUUAUAUUUUUUUCUGACAAGUGUACUCUCCUAUGUUGUGUAGUAUCUACACAGAAUGUAAGCCCAAACAGAUGAGGCAUGUUUGUACUUUUUUUUUUUUGUAGCUAUUACAGACAUGUAGCUUUAGCUUUGUUCCAAUGGCAAUGUGUAAAAUUCCAGCAAAACUCCUACGUUUUAAAUAUUAGAAUUUUGAUAGGAUUGUUUUAUCAAGAUGAGGAAAACUUAAUGUUUAUAUAAUACUGUUUAUAAGCAAUAGUCUAAUUUUAACAGUAGUGAUUUUUUUUUAAAGCUUAGAGCCAUAAGGUAAUUCUGUGUUGUACUUUUCUGUUCAAAGUUGCUAUAAGCAUCUUAUACUUACAAACUUGAACUGUCUUUUUAAUGGACAACUCUUUUCUAGAGCUCUGACUAUUUUACUUAGCUUUUAUUAGCUUGAUUAUUGAGCACACCAGGAUUUGAUACAUCAUAAUUUUCAGUGGAACGAACUGGAAAUCUGGUGGAUGAACUUGAUUAAAUUGAUUAUAAAAGGAGAGCGCUUUGGUUUACAUAUUCAUCUUGGUAAUCAGCAAUGAAAGGAGAGGUCACAAGUCCCCUAAGGUUUUGAUAACAUUAACUUUUUGAAGGUUGCCAUUGUUUUGACUGCUCUGAAAAACAUGUUUUGCCUUUUGAAAGUUUUGAGAAUGAAGACUGCAGUGUUAUAAAGUGGCAUAACAAAAGAUAUACUAAUCUUACAGUUAACUCCUUUUAAGUAUGUGAUGUUAAUGGUUGAAAAAAAAAAACA
Molecule: messenger RNA, 5574 nt
Organism: Mauremys reevesii (Reeves's turtle)
Lineage: Eukaryota; Metazoa; Chordata; Testudines; Geoemydidae
Gene: RBL1
Product: RB transcriptional corepressor like 1
Exons: 23
Coding region: 287-3745 (1152 amino acids)
Biological process (GO): cell differentiation; negative regulation of G1/S transition of mitotic cell cycle; regulation of transcription by RNA polymerase II
Cellular component (GO): nucleus; transcription regulator complex; chromatin
Molecular function (GO): RNA polymerase II transcription regulatory region sequence-specific DNA binding
Source: RefSeq, a predicted model, not a curated record